Molecule: messenger RNA, 9083 nt
Organism: Leptomonas pyrrhocoris
Lineage: Eukaryota; Euglenozoa; Kinetoplastea; Trypanosomatida; Trypanosomatidae
Exons: 1
Coding region: 258-9083 (2941 amino acids)
Source: RefSeq, a predicted model, not a curated record
AGCCCAGCCGUAUCACGAAUACAGCGCAGCAUCGUUGUUUAGUGCGUACGUGGCCGCGUUGACGCCGGACUUGAUCUGCCCUGUAGGAGUUCAUUUCCUUCCACGGCUACGCCCAUCCAUACGCACACCCACACACACAUAUAUAUACGCAUUUGCUCGCAGGUUCCUUCAACAGUUGAUGUAUAGAGACAGCACACGUAACCUGUUCCGUUCUUUUUUGUGUGUGUGUGUUUUACUGUCAGUCGAAAUCUGUGCAGAUGCCCUCGCAGCUAGCGCCAACGGCUCCGGCGCGCGCGAGCAAGACCUCUACUUCGAAGAAGCCAAACUUAGCAAAGCGAGCCACCACCACUGCCGCUGCGGCGACGGCGACGACAACGACAGCGCGUGCAAGUGCCGCUGGCCCCGAUCUCUCCUCCUCCUCCGUAUCUCCGCGUGUGGAAGUCACCCCUGCCCUCGCGGAGUUCAUCAACUACGAUGUGGAUACGAGCUACGUCAUGCCGAUUGAGGUGCGCAACCGCAGCCAAGAAAUUCUCACCUUUCGCUUUGUCGCACCAACGCGGCACGUCUCCAUCUUCCGCCUGCUCAAUCCAGCCUCCGUGCGGGUGGCGCCUGGACUGGCGCACGUCCUAGAGGUUGAGUUCAGCACCCACCAGGCGGCGGAUUACGAGGACGUGUUGGCGGUGCUGAGCAGCGACGGUGGGCGGACCGAAGUGCCGCUGAGCGCCUGCCGGGUCCCGCAGCUGGAGUUUCCGUCGCUGAUUGACUUUGGAAAGGUGGAGCAGCAACACGCGGCGCAGACCCGCGCCCUCACACUGGUCAACCGGGGCCGAAAGGAUGCCCAGGUGCAAUUUGUUAUGGUGCCCGCCACUAACGAGACACAGAGCCCGCCGCGUGGCAUCUCCGUUAGCAACGUCGCCGCCGUCGCCGUCGCGCAGAGCCGCACGACGGUGAACAUUGAACUCAACGCCCUCCCUCCCGGCUCGUAUACGUGGAAGGUCGCGGUCGAGGUGGACGGACGGCGUCUGCCGGCGAUGCUAGAGGUGGUCGCCGAGGUGAUGGACUGCCGCAGCCGCCUUAUCGACACCCGCACCCACGAGGAGGUUGUCUCGCUUGAGUUUGCAGAGACGUACGCCGGCAACACAAAGGUGCACCAGUUGGAGGUGGUGAACGGCGGGUCGCAGGCGAUCAGCUUCGCCAUCCAGACUGCCCACACCCUCUCCGACGAAGGGGCCGCUCCGUUCCACUUUACGCCAAAUGAGGGCCGGCUGCCACCGCAGGGGCGUCAGUUGGUGACGGCGAAGUUCUGUCCAGUGCUGCAGCCGCGACGCACGGGGUGGAGCACGGCCACAGCAGCGACGGCGAUGGCGACCUCGCUCACCGCCGCCGCAACGGCUACCGCUGCCACCGCAGCAAGAGCCGGGGCGAAGACGUCCGAGGAGGCCGCCGAGAAGCGCCGCUACGAGGCCCUCUUCACGCUGCUUUUUGUCGAGACGGAGCAGACACAGAACUUCCGCCUCGUCGGGACGUCGUGCGAGACGCUUGUCCAGCUCUCCACCUCCUCCAUCGACUUCGGGACGUGUUUAAUGAAAGGCUCAAAGCAGUCCAGCCUUGUCAUCACGAACGCGGUGGCCCAUCUACCCAUGCGCUUUGAGCUGCGCCCGCCUUCCCACUUCUCCGUGACGCCGGCACGCGGCGUGGUGGCGGCCGGCGGCACCGUCGAUGUCAACGUUGAGUUCCACCCUCGUCGCCUCGGCCCCUAUGAGGAGCCGCUGACGCUGAGGGCGAACGACACUGUGACCCGCACUGUCACCCUGCGCGGCACCUCCGUGCACCGAAUCGCCAACGACGACGACGCAGCCAAGGCGACCUCCAUCAUCAACGCGACUGCCCGCACCGCACGGCACGAGCGUGCCCUGAACGAGGCCGCUGUGCCCGCCGCGGUGGACUUGGGCAUGAUCCCCGCAGAAGGCCUCACGCCACCAUCCCUCCCGCUCGAGGUGCCGCCGAGUGUCCUGCACGCCGACGGCGCUGGGCCACGGGCGCGGCAGAGCAACCACGUUGCCCCGCCCGUGUUCGGGGCACGCUCUCUGGUGAAGCGGCGCUACCACCCCACCCCCGCCACCACCCACGAGCGCCACGACUGCAGGCGAGAGCUGACGCCGAUGGAGGUGCUGAACGUCGUGCUGCCGCUGAAGGCGCUCGACUUUGGCCGCGUCACGGUGCACGCCGACGUCGUGGCGUCGCUUUUCAUUUUCAAUGGCACCGCCGCCUCCAUCCUCGCGGCGGUGCCGACGGACGCCGACGGCCUCGUGACGGUCGACCCGCCCAGCCAGGUGGUCCCGGCGCAGCGCAUGGCGCAGUUCGACGUGCACCUCUGCUCCCGCACCGUGCAGACCUUCCAGCAGGUGAUGCGAGUGGCGGUGAACCAGCAGCACUUCAUGCGCUUCAAUAUCCAGGCGGAGGUGGUCCCGGUGGAGGUGACGCUCUCGCAGAAGGAGGUGCACAUGGCGCUGCUGGGCCAGGCCGAGGACCCGGUGUGCACGGCGCAGGUAACAAUCGGCAACAGCGGGAACUGCGCUGCGAGCUAUCGCUGGAAUCUGCCGGCGACCUGCGAGUUUGACGUGGAGCCGCGCGCCGGUCUUUUAGAUGCCGGGGAGCAGCGCAGCAUCCUCCUCCGCUUCAGCCCCGCUGUCGGUACAUCGCAGGCGGCGUGUGAGGCGCUGUUGGAGGUGGAAGGCGCAGUGGAGAACAAGGUGCUGUCGCUUGUCGGGACAGUGGCGGCGACAAAGUGUGUGUGGGGCCCGUCUCCGCAGAUGACAGUGCAGGAGUCGGCCAUCGGUGCCGCAGCGUUGAAGGAGGUGGCAGCGGUGGCGGGGGUGUUGUCGCUCGGCCGCAUUGCAGCCGGUGUGUCGACGACCGGGACGCUGGUGUUGGUGAACAAGGGCAGGACAAACGCGUACUUUUCGGUGGGCAGUCUUCCGCCGUGGGUUACGGUGACCCCCGCGCAGGGCCGCGUCUGCACCGGCGAAGCGGAAGAGCUGACGGUGCGGGUGCGGCAGUCCGUCGCCGGCGCCGUGGCCCACACAGUGGAGUGCAUGGUGGUGGGCAUGCGCAAGCCCCUCACCGCCCACGUUGUGGCGACAGUGGUAGCCCCGCCGCUGAUUGUCAUGUCCGGAAACAAGGAACAGAGCGAGGUGCUGCUGCGCUUCGGCGAGGUCUACGUGGGCUGCCCGCAGUCCCGCUCGGUGGUACUGCGCAACACGAUGGAAGUCGCGGCGGCGGUGAGCAUCAAUUUGGAAGCGUGCGGGCACUACACGCUGGACUCGCCGGUUAUGGAAUUGGACGAAAGCGAAGGCUUCACCGCGUCCGAAUUAGGCGAGGCCGCGGACGCGGUGCGGCGCUCAAUCGCGCAGUCGCGCUUGCAGUCGAUGCGCUCCCUCUCCGUAGCUGAGGCUGCGACCUUGACUGCUGCCGCUCUCGUCACCGUCACACCCACUGCCGCGCCGCCCGGGCCGCGUGCGAACAUCGUCGUCGUGCCGCCCAACACGGACUUCGCCCUUUGCCUUUCGUACAACCCGCUGAAGCCGUCCGAGACGGCGCGGUGUGCGGUGCGGUGGCACCAGAUUGGCGCCGACGACCUGCACCCGUUGCCGCCUUUUAUGCUGGAGGCCGCGGCGCAAAACCCACCGGUGGUGCUCAGCGCGUCAUCGGUGACGUUCGCGCCGGUGGUGGUCGGUCAGCGACCGCCGCCGCGUAUCUUUUACGUCCGCCGCGGCAAGGAGAGUGUCAGCGGUCAUGCCGCUGCUGCUGCUGCUGCGGCGGUGCAGACGGGGAACAGGAGUUCCAGCAACCACAGCAGCAGCUCCGCUUCUACUCCAGGCGGUGGCGCCCCUUUGCACAAGCAGCCGCCGGUGCCGUGGCGUUUGCAGCGCAACGUCGAUGACCACAACAUGCUCGUGGAGCCCAGUCGUGGCGUGCUCAAACCCGGCGAAGACGAGCAGGCGGUGACGCUCACGUUUCUGCCCUCCACUGCAGGGACGCUGCAGGCGCUGCUGGAGCUGAAGGUGGGCGACGAGGCGGGGCACGACAACACUACGGUGGACGGCAGCGACGCGCCGUGCGGUGUCUGCGAAGUGACGGCGUCGGCCAUCGACCCCCGCGUGCGCAGCAGCACGACCGCGCUCAUGUUUCCCACCGUCCCGCUCGGCGUGGCCGUCCAGGCGACGGUGCUACUCUACAACGAGGGCUACGACUCCAUUCGCGUCGACUACACCGGCACCUGUGCGCCACCGUUGGAAGUGUCGUUUCCACAGGGCCACGUCAUGGGCCGUGCCCCGCGCGACGAGCUGCCUGUCACCUUCACCUUCUGUAGCCCAGUGCCCAUCACCGUGCGCUCCUCGAUUCGCCUCAGCACAGAUGCCGGCGGAUCUGUUGACAUCGACAUCUGCGGCAGCGCCGUCAACUCGAUCGUGUCGACGGAGAUGUUUGUCGCCUACGUGACGUCUACGCCCUCCAUCACGGCGUCGGCGGACACGCCGUACACGUGGGUCGACAACAGCGAUGCCACCUCCCUCGAUAACAGCAACAGCGUAGGGGCAGCACGUAUUCUGUGCGCGUUAGCGCCGGCGGAGCGCAGCACCAGUCGCGGCCGAUCGGCGCACGACCUCGUCGACGUCGUGGAGAAGGAGGUGGACUGGGAGGGCGAGAAGGAGUGGCUGACGGCGUGGUGGAACGUGUACGUGUGCCGCACCCCGGUGGGCGACAUCAUUGAGGCGCUGCAGAUUUCUCGAGGCGGUCUCAUCGCGGAUAUGAUUGGGCAACUUACAGGCAAGCGUCCGCGACGUACGGAGACUGAUGUUGCGACUACUGCCACUUCCGCUGCUGCGGCCUUCACCACCGCCUCGGGCACCUCGGGGCGGCGCAAGAAGCAGCGUGCAAGUGGUGGUGGUGGUGCUGCUGAGCAGGUGCACAACCUCUCCAGCACCGCGGCGGAUGUCGCACUAUCGUCAGCGUCGCACGCCGUCCCUAAAGAGCUGCGGUCCCUCGAUACCCUCGUGAGCUACCUGCGGAACUGCGGCGGGUGUCUGAGCGACAUCGAACUUCCUUACCUCCUCCCACUGGACGCCUAUUUGGAGUAUAUGACGGAGCACCACCGAGAAGUGAUUGACCGCGAAGUGCAGCAUCUGGAAGCAGCAGCCGCGGCAGGAAUGGUGGAAGAGAGCGUGCUGGCGACCGUGUUCCAGCAGCGUGCUACGGCGUCGUGGCUGGUCAUGAUGCGGGAGUCCGUGCGUCUCUUCUACGUGUCACAAGUGCGCGGCACCGCCAUCGUCGCACCUCCCGCGUUGAUGGGUCGCUGGGCGUCUGCUCCGUUCCGCCGGACACUCGCUCGCAGCAACGUCUACAGUGAAGAGGAGUCGGUGCUGCUGCGCUGGGUGGAGGCGGCUACGGCAACGUUUGUGGAGACGGAGAGGUCGGACGUGCGCGACAUGCUGCACGUGACGGCGCCCCCGCAGCAGCUGGAGGAUCUGCGUGAUGCGCGGCGACUCCUGGCGGUGGUGUUGGCCUACGUCCCCUUUUUAGCCUCGCAGGUCCGCGAAGGCUUAUUGAACGUGAUGGGCGCGGCGGGUGCUGCCGUUGCAUCUGGUGGGAUCACGGGUGCUGCUGGCACCGCAGGCGGCGGCGGUGGUGGCGACGCAGCCAGCGUCGCUGCGGGUGGCGGGGCUCACGAACCAACCGCCGUUGCCGUCGUGCUGAUGCACGUGCUACACCUCCUGGGUGUCCCUGGGUUGCCGACACCCAUGGCCUUUGUUUCGGCCACUCCGACGCGUCUCGUGCUGCUCCUCACCCACCUGUAUCUGUACCUUCCGAAGUUUGCCGCUAGCACGCCGGUGUGCUUCUCCGGCCGUGCCCUUACCACCCUCACUGAGACGAUCAGCGUCGACAACACGAGUGAGGAGCAGCGGCACUACCGCGUGCUGUUGCCAGACAACUCCCCCUUUCGGCCGGCGGCGGAGGAGCUGGUCGUCAGUCCGCGCAGCAGCGCCACGCUCACCUUCACCGUCGUACCACGCACGCAGCGGCCGCUGCAAGGGCAGUGCGCGCUGAUUGACCGCUCCCCGCAGGCGUCCCCGGCGGAGCGGAUGCCGUUUGUCUUCCUCCUGACGGCAGCCCCCACUGCGGAGCCGCUGCGCACCAUCCAGGUGAGCACCCCCUUGUACGAGCCCCUGCAGUCGGAACUGCAGAUCGAGAACCCCUUCCCGGUGAACUGCGUCGUUAGCCUCCGCGUGUCGCAGCGACGGCUGCCCGCUGCGGAGCGCGAGUCUGACGUGGCGAGGAGCCCCGCCAUGCCGUGGCUGUACGAAGAGCAGGAAUCCUACUGGCGGGCGGGGCACGACACGCCGUUUGUGGUCGCGUCGGACGUUUUGUCCCUGCGGCGUGGCGAGACGACGCGACUGCCAUUUUCUUUCCUGCCGCUGUCCAGGGGCACCUACCGGCUGCUGCUGACGUUCCACGAGGAAAAGGAGGGUGAGUUUACGUACGCGGUGGAGGCGACGUGCGGGUGGCCAAAGCCCGUCGACGCCGGCGUGGAGCUGCGCGUCGAGCAAGGUGAGCAGUGCGCCUCCGUCCUUUCUGUGAAAAGCACGAACGCCGCUCUUGAGCGCUGCCUGAAGGUGUACGAAGACCGCGCCCACCGCACGCAGCGCACCGACCUCGGCCACCUCCUCAGCGGCGCCACCUACGCCGUGUACUUUGUGAACGACGAGAUGGAAGGGCCAAACCCGUUCUUUUCCCCCGAUAUCAACUCCUACGAGUCGCCAACGAGCCCGGCCGCGACGGGGACGCUGCCCUUCACGUUCUGUCCGCAGAGUGUCGGCGUCUACCGCACCCUCGUUCUUCUCCUCUCUGCGGUGGAGGUGCGGCUGCUUCGGCUCGUCGGCGAAUGCGUGCCGAAGGGUGACUGCCGUGAGCUGCAGUUUGUCUGCCCGGCACGUCAGUCCAUCGCGCAGCAAAUCACGCUGACGAACCACACCGCCAACGACUGGUUCUUCACCGCGACCCUGGAGGGCUCCUCGCACUUUAGCGGGCCGCACGACGUUCGCGUCCCCAGCGGACGGUCAAAGGACUACACCAUCAAGUACUCCCCCACCUGGAUCACCACGGAGAGUGACGUGGCUUCCCUCCUGUUGCUGAACAGCACCACCGGGCAGAAGCACGCGUACACGCUGCAGGGCAAAGCGGAGCCGCCGCUGUCGGAGGGGAUCGUCAACGUUGACUGCCGCGCGCGCGAGCACGAGGUGGUGGAGUUGAUGGUGCCGAACAUCGUCAGCCAGGAUGCAACCUACUUUGUGAAGAUGGACCUUGCCUACUGCGAAGGGGAGUCGCCGACGCUCGUCAUCCCGCGCGCGUCGGCGCGGCGCUACACGAUCCAGGUGAAGCCCACCGUCGGCGGCGACUACACCGGCCGUGUCAGCUUCACUUCUCCCCACGGCCGCUACGUGUGGUACGCGGUGCAGCUGCACGUCGAUCCGCCGGAGAAGGAGGGCACCGUGGAGCUGAAGACGGAUGUGCGGACGUCGAUGGUGGCGGAGGUGACGGUGACGAACCCGCUCGACACGCCGCUCUUCUUCAAGGUGCAGCGCUACGGCGCUGGUCUCUACGGCGCGAACACCUUUCAGCUCGGGCCGAAGGCGGCCUCGACCUACGGCGUUCUGUUUGUGCCGACGCAGGUCGGUGAGUCGACGGGCCGCCUCUCCCUCGUCAGCGACGUUGUCGGUGAGUUCUGGUAUGAGCUGCGUAUGAAGGUGACGGAGGCGGCGCCGGAGCCUCUGCCUUUUGCGACGACUCCGCUCGGUUUGAGGCAAAUCAUGCAGGUGCACCUGCCAAACCGCACGAACGCCAGCUGCAUCUUGACGGUCGAAUCCACCAAUCCCUCUGCCUUCAACACCGCCACGCCGGCACGGGUGGUGCUGGCCGCCAACGCGGAGACCGUCGUGGAUCUCGUGUACGUGCCCAACACGGUGGGUGUCGAGCAGAAGGCCACCGUGACACUGCGCCACCCGGAGUUGGGCUGCUGGCGGUACGCCUGCACCGGCACGGGCGCCCCGCCGCUGCCCGCCGAGCCGCUCACGUGCAACAGCACCGUCGGCGCCACCGCGCUCGUCACCCUUCCCUUUGUGAACGUCCUCUCCAAGGACACCGCGCUCGAGGUGCGGCUGAAGAACGCGUCGCCGGCCUUCUCGCUGCGCACGGUGCCGCCUGGUCCGGUAGCGGCGGGGGCGGCAGCGCCUAUCACCGUCGCCUUUGCCCCGACACUCGUGAAGCGCGACGAUGCAACGGUCGAGGUGCGGCCGCUGGUGGGCGCGACGGACCGGGCGUACAACGCGGUCUGGGUCUACCCGAUCCGAGGCUUCUGCGAGUACCGCCAGUCGUCGCCCCCGCUGCGGCUGCGCUGUGCGGCUCGGACGCAGUGGGAGGACAAGGUGUACCUCCACGCACCCGGGCUGACGCCGGAGCUGGCCGAUGGCGUCACACCGGCGUUUGAGGUGGACGCGAACCAGAGCUACCGUGACACCGCCGCGACGAGUGUGUCGUGCGUGUUGACGACGCCCAGCCCCUACCCGGACGGCUUUGAGGUACAGCUGAGGUUUUUCCCGCUGCGGCCCUUCAUUGGGUCGGGUUGGAUCGUUCUUCAAGGCGUGGACGGUGGGGUGUGGCGGUACCGCGUGCAGUUUGAAGCCACCACUGCCGCGCCAGACGACACGAUUGUGCUGCACGGCGAGUACAAGGAGACCACCGCCGCCACCUUUGACCUGCACAACGUGUUUCCCUACCGCUCCCCGUUCUUUGCCUACUUUACCGCGGAGAGUUCGAAGGAUCUGAGCGUGACGCCGACGCACGGGGUGCUGCUGCCUUUUGUUCCCGGGCAGCGAGGCGCGGCGACGGCGACGAGUAUGCAGCUGACGGUGAAGCCCUCCUCACGUAUUCCGCAGGUGGAAGGCACGCUUGUGAUAGACACAGAUGAUAUGCAGUGGAUUUUUCGUGUAGUGGGCAAGUUUGGCCACCAAUCUCGCGCGACGAACUAG